AUGUCGCCAACACCAUCACUAUUCCCCAGUCAACCACCAGAGGAUGACUUCAAUUCCCGUCGCGCUACUUCAAUGUCACCAAUGCCACUGCUCGUGACAUCAACAUUCUUCUCAUCCAUUGAGUCUGUGCCUUCAACGUCUGCAUCAGUUGCAGUCAAUGACAUUCGGCAACCAGCGCCACCUUUGGAAACUCACCAGUCAGCUCAGGCUUCUCCGUCCAUCAUUCCUGUGCAUGUCCCAAUAUACGAUCGUGGCAAGCCACGACGAGUCUGGCCACAGGGAAUGUACACAGUUGAUAUGGUUGUCGGCUUUCAGCAGAUGGACAUCCCAAAGUUCCGUAACUAUGGUCAGGAGCAGCUUUUUCGUCUCAUCUUUGGUGACACUCCGUUUGUUAAGGCCACAUAUCAUGAAAAUUGCAAGGCGUGGCGCGAGACGCCACUGACCAUCCUCGAGGCACACAAGCAAAGCGGGCGCACUCAAGAUGGCCUUUGGUCGAACUGUCUUGCUGCGCGCCGCAUUGCCUUGGGUCUGGAGAGCAAGAAACAUAGCCGGCGGAAGUAGUGUCAAAGUAUUG
Suillus discolor is the source of this 574-nucleotide messenger RNA. RefSeq lists its product as uncharacterized. NCBI's taxonomy places the organism in Eukaryota, Fungi, Basidiomycota, Agaricomycetes, Boletales, Suillaceae. The transcript has a single exon. The record is from RefSeq and is a predicted model, not a curated record. The coding region runs from base 1 to 561 and encodes 186 amino acids.